Messenger RNA from Dicentrarchus labrax (European seabass), 6886 nucleotides. RefSeq names its product DENN/MADD domain containing 1A (gene dennd1a). Gene Ontology annotation, cellular component: clathrin-coated vesicle; cytosol. Bases 143 to 3178 code for a protein of 1011 amino acids. Gene Ontology annotation, biological process: endocytic recycling; endocytosis. The transcript is spliced from 23 exons. The record is from RefSeq and is a predicted model, not a curated record. Lineage: Eukaryota; Metazoa; Chordata; Actinopteri; Moronidae. Gene Ontology annotation, molecular function: phosphatidylinositol phosphate binding; guanyl-nucleotide exchange factor activity.
AUCUACGCGUGUAGUAGACCGACGUCGUAGAGCUCUGUCUGACAGGUUAGCAUCAUGGCUAGCAUCUGAAAAACACCUCCGGACAGACGCGUCUGCGCACUGCUACCCGCUGCCGACGGCGACGGCGGACUGAGGAAUAAGGAUGGGGUCCCGAAUCAAGGAGAGCCCUGAGUCCACUUUUGAGGUCUAUCUGGAGGUAGCCCACCCAGGCACACACAGCUCUGGGCCGGAGGUGCAAAGGCAGUACCCUGAGGACUACACAGACCAGGAAACUCUUCAGACUGUGCCCAAGUUCUGCUUCCCUUUCAGCAUGGACAGCCUGACAGUCAACCAGGUCGGACAGAACUUCACAUUUGUGUUGACUGACAUUGAAAGCAAACAGAGAUUUGGCUUCUGUCGCCUUUCCUCAGGUGCACACACCUGCUACUGCAUUCUCAGCUACCUGCCCUGGUUUGAAGUCUUCUACAAGCUGCUUAAUAUCCUCGCAGAUUAUACUAUCAAAGGCCAGGAAAGCCAAUGGCAGGAGCUCCUGGUGUCACUACAUACGCUCCCUAUCCCUGAGCCCGGAGUCCCCGUUCAUCUUGGUGUGCAUUCUUUCUUCACUGUGCCUGACACAGGGGAACUCCCCAGCAUACCUGAGAAUAGAAACCUAACAGAGUACUUUGUAGCAGUAGAUGUCAAUAACAUGCUUCACCUGUACGCUAGUAUGCUUUAUGAACGUCGAAUCCUCAUCUGCUGUAGCAAACUAAGCACUUUAACAGCUUGUGUCCACGGGUCUGCAGCCAUGUUGUAUCCAAUGCACUGGCAACAUGUUUACAUUCCUGUCCUGCCUCAACAUCUAUUAGACUACUGCUGUGCUCCAAUGCCCUACCUCAUCGGAGUACAUUCCAGCCUGAUGGAGAAAGUUCGAGGGUUGGCUCUGGAUGAUGUGGUGGUCCUCAAUGUGGACACAAACACCCUGGAAACCCCCUACGAUGACCUCCAAAGCUUGCCCAAUGAUGUGGUUUCGUCUUUAAAAAGUCGUUUGAAGAAGGUUUCAACAACAACUGGAGAUGGUGUGGCUCGUGCCUUCAUCAAGAGUCAGGCGGCUCUGUUUGGCAGCUACAGAAACGCUCUGCAGAUUGAGCCGGGUGAGCCGAUAACGUUUAAUGAAGAAACCUUCAUCAAUCACCGUUCCAGUGCCAUGAGACAGUUCCUCCAGAAUGCCAUCCAGCUGCAGCUCUUCAAACAGUUCAUUGAUGGCCGUUUGGACCUGUUGAACUCAGGAGAAGGGUUCAGUGACAUCUUUGAGGAAGAGAUCAACAUGGGCGAAUAUGCAGGCAGUGACAAGACCUACCACCAGUGGCUGUUCACUGUGAAGAAAGGGGGCGGGGCUAUCUUCAACACGGUGAAGACCAAGGCCAACCCAGCCAUGAGGACCGUUUACAAGUUUGCUAAGGACCAUGCUAAAAUGCGUAUCAAGGAAGUCAAGAGCCGGCUUAAGCAGAAGGAGCAGGCAGAAAACGGCUUCUCCACGGCAGGCUCAGCGGUCAUUGAUGAUGACAGCACGGGGGGCUUCACCUCGUCCACCGGGGCAGUCAGGAGGGAGGCGCCACUGCGAACCUUGGAGGACCACAGGCCAAUCACUGUGCACUUUGGACAGGUGGGCAGAAAUGAGGCUCGGCCACCAAUCCUGUUGAAGAGGCCAAGCAGCAAUGUGAGUCUGGAAAGCAGCGUUGACCACUCUAUCCGUCCUACUCGUCACUACACCGUCUUUCUUUCUGAGGAUUCGUCCGGAGACGAGCUCCAGUACGACGAUGACUCCAUCUCUGGGUUUCCUGACAGCUUUCUCUUCUCCGUCCCUUUUGAGUGGUCGCCUCUGCCACAGCCGUACCGCUCCCUGAAGGAGGUUGAGUUGAUAGAAGGGGAUGAUCCUGGUUUCGGGGCAGAGAGUCACACUGCCCCUCCCAGCCCAGUUACUGAGAAGUUCUCCAAUAUCAACCUGCUGGGAGACAUCUUCGGCUGCCAGGACGAGCCUGAUAGCCAACCCAUGACCUUAGCUAAAAGUCUGGAGGACCUGAGGACCCCCAAAGACUCUGAGGAGCUACAAGCGAAGUUCAACUACCAGCGGAUGGACCUGAGUGUUAGUGAACACUCGCGGACGCUUCCAGGCCUCAAGCUGUCCAACCCCUACAAUAAGCUGUGGAGUAUGGGGCAGGAUGAAACAGCCUUGCCCGUUUGUGUGCCUCCUACCUGCGAUAGACCUCCACCUGUCCAACUUCCUGUGCAGACGGACACCCAGUCUCCGAACCGCGAACUCUCUGGCCUGGGCCCCGACCCUUUGGACCCUUCCACCCCCGGCAACAUCACCAUUCCACGCCCCCACGGAAGGAAGACACCUGAGCUUGGCGGUGUCCUGGCACCCCCUGUGGCCCAAUCACGCUCUAAACCAGGAGGAGCUAGUGAAGGAGGGACUACAUCAGGGGGGCAAGAGUUUAGGCAAGCCCUGAGCAUGAGCACAGACGAAGACCUGCUGAAGCCCACCAAGGCCACUGAGGACAACAUAGAUCUGAUAAGCCUUCUAGACCCCCUUAACAGCUCAGCACCAACUAGUUCCACUUCACUGAGUGAUGGGGUAGAUCUUGGUGUGUCAUCAUCUUCCUGCAAACCAACACUACCACCCAGGUCUUACCCACAAGGGUUGCCUCCUUUCCCACUACAUCCUCACAUAUCACUGAACCCUUUUGCCCAGUCUCUGCAGCACACCUCCCCUCAAAUGCAUUACUCACCGACUGUAAGUGGGAAUCCCUUCAGCGCAGUCUAUGGGCCUCCCCCAGGUUCUUACUUACACACUCCACCCCAGCCACAAUCCUUUUCUACGUUACCGGGGCUCUACAGACAGCCUUCACCCAGCAGUUCAACUCUGCCACCCAGCUACGGACUGCUCCAGCCAGCCUUCCCCCCCUCCGUCACCUCCCUGCCUCACUCCUCCGCCAGUAAUCACGCUCUUUCCAGCCUGGCAGACUCGACUUCUGUCCCUAGCUCAGCUGUGAACUUACUGGCAAAGCCACUUCGUGCUGAGGGAGACAGCCAGACGACUCAGGAUCCUUUUGGGGAUCUGCUGACUAUGGCCAAGCCAGCUACACCCCAAAAAAAGAAGGUGGAGGACCUUCGGAGGAGGUGGGAAACAUUUGAUUAAAACCUGUGAAUGUACUGAGGUGUCCCUCUGUCACUACCCACACUUCCCUCACUAACAUAUCCGGACCUUCUGUUGCAGUUAAUGCCGCAUUGCUCUAAUACACUCUACUCUGCUUCUGCAACUAACAUUCAUAGAAGAAAUGUAUAUAAUAUUUUCAUUUGAUCACAACCCCAUGUUCUAUUGUGUUGACAGUCAGAAAUGUUUGAGCUACUGCCAUUGGAUGUAUUUCCAUUCCAUUAUUACCUCUCUAUAUAGUUGUUUUUAUUGUUAUUAUGGAAGUCUGCCUGCUCAGUGCAGGAUUAAAAUUUUGUUCCCCGCACAAGAGGGAUUAACAGGAAACUAUGCAUGCACCUACUGCACAUUAAGCAAAAGACAACACAGGAUCAUCGACAUAUAAAGAUGGAUGACAUGAGAUGGACGACAUGAGAGCUCUCCAAAAUGAAGCCAAAACAUCCCCAACCACUGAUGUAUGUUCAAGUGUUCCUUUUUUCUAAUAUGUUUGGUUUUAAUCAGUUAUUUCAAGCUAUAAUAUCGCGGUGCCAACCCCAAUCACUACUGCGCAGACUUGCAAAAGAUGGCAUCUAGAUAUUUGGGCUUCAUUUCUGUAAAGAAGGAGGAAGUGCAGAUGCAACGUCCAUCUUUUAUAUGUCGAUAGACUGGAUCGUUGGCAUAGUCUUACUGUGUCAGAUGCCAUUGUUGACAGACUACUUUAAACAAAGACACAAUGAAUGCUCUAUGGUCACAGUUUGUUUGGCUGGGCUGUAAACCAAUACACCAGUUGCAUUUCUGACAGGGUAGCUGCUCAAGGUGUAUUACUGCCCCCAGGGGUUAAUUAAGGUGUAAUUUGACUUCCCAUAGAGUGCUGCAACAACAAGUUCCCUCUCCUCAAAGUCAAUGGGUUUUUUGUAUUGAUUUUGGUUUGAAGCCUGAAAUAAGGUCAUUUAAGAGAUUUUGAGAUUUUCAAGUUUUGUUGUACAACAAAAAAUCCAUCAGUAAAUACCCCAGCUGUGAAUUUUGAAGCGGUCUUAAAAAGAAGUGGUUGAAUGAGACUACUGAGGUUGUCGGUGACAUUAAAACAAGGAGACUUAUCUUCUCAUUAGUCUGCCAUUACAGCCUAGUUGUGUUUAUACUCGCACUCUGUAAACUAUACAACUGAAACUUUACAUUUUAGCAACACGUUAGAAAUGUUAGCUUUUUAUUCUAGCAAUCAUAUUUACCCUUCAAAAAUCAAGUAGUGUUCAUUUGUGAAGAUUAUCUUGCUGAACAAAAUAACCUUAUGACCUUAUAAACCUUUGUUGCAACAGAGUUUAUGUUCUGCAGUAAUCCAAAAUCCAAUGAAUAAAAAUCCCAUUGGCUUUUACUUUUGGAACCUGCACUACAAAAACACAUCACCACUGCAGCACUCUAUAACUACCAGUAGAAAUGUAAUCUAAACUUCAAAUAAAUAGCUUUUAUUACCAAAACAUAAACAAAUCUUUACUCUGGUGAGAUUAUAUAUCAUUUGCUGCGACAGAAGGUCCUGAUCCAGUUGGUAGGAACACUCAUACACCCUACAACACGUCCCCCACCCAUCACCAUCAGCUCUGCUGCCGACCACUGACAAACAGGAGCGUGUGUCCGGUGGACAAAUGGAGCUUGUGUGGACUGCUGCCAGCACACCACUCUUGAACCACCCGUUCGCUGUCCAAGGAUCGUCUGAAUCUGGAUAUUUCGUUUCGUUUUCCCGCCACGCUCCCCCGGAAAACACACAGAAAGCAGGCCUUGCUUCAAGACGUUCAGAUGCCAACAGCCCAUCACUAACAAUGUUUUGCACAGCAGUCCCUCAUUCCCUCUGUCUUCAAUGCCACCACGUUAGCGUGGUGCUCAGUGUAGAUUUGUGACUUAAACAGCACGCAGUAUUUCCUGAGAGGAUAUAUGUCACACCCACAACAGCAUAUGUCUUAAUGAUGUCAACUUGUACGAUUAGCUGGUAUUAUUAGCAGUAGCUAGUCUGCUGUAGUUGAUUGACAUCCUAAUGGAAUUAUGGUAGCUACAAAGUGUGGUGAAUCUCAUUAGCUCACUGUUGAUGUUUUGGUAGCUUCAUGCACAGUGAUUUUGUUUCUUUGGCCUUCAUGGUGUGAAUCCUAUCUCUGGCCUCUCUCUGACCUGUGAAAAUGUGUCGCCUCCUACUGUUUUUAAAAAAAAAGAAACUUUUUUAAGAAAAUCUGCAAGCCUACAAUAGACUGUAAUGUCCCUAAAAUGAUUUUAAACAUUUGUCGAAUUAAAUAUACGGGGAUACAUGAAACAUAUUAUUGUAUAUCUGUUGUUUUAAAGGCUCUUUUCGCCAGUUUUGCUGCUGAUAUAUGCACUAAUGAUUUUCUUCUGUUGGUUUUUAGUGGAGUAUUUCUUUGAUGACAGUGAUCCGCUGUUGAGUUCCAGGCUGCUUACACUUUGUGAUGUCAAGUGUGCAUAGAGAGCAGACAUAAUGGUUCUCACUUAUUUUUGCCACCGGUUUCUAUAGCAGCUGUUCUCCAACAACACAGAUUGUGUGGGUGUCACCUGUACUGCUUCACAGAUGAUCUUGUGCGUUCAUGCGUGGUGAAAGCCAACAGAGUCCUAAUCGCUUUAAUGUGUGUGUGUGUGUGUGUGUGUGUGUGUGUGUGUGUGUGUGUGUGUGUGUGUGUGUGUGUGUGUGUGUGUGUGUGUGUGUGUGUGUGUGUGUGUGUAAAGAGUAAGUAAAGAUUACAUUAUAUUUGCUCUAAGACUGAUUAAAGAGUGGUGACUAGUAUCCUCCUGCUCUUGGCUAACAAUACAAUUAUUUCAUGAUAACAUGUCAGCUUCAAUUGAUUAAAAUUCCACAACUGAUAUGUGAUACGGACAUGUUCAUUACAAUGUUACCCCCCCCCCAGUGACCAUCUGUCUGUUGGCCCAGAUCCAGAAAUCUUGUUCACUGCUUCGUAUUCACAUGCCAUUUAAUUUAUGACCCCCACACAUUGAUUCCUGAUUCAUUUAACUUGUAAAGCCCCAUCCUUUCCUCUAGUACCACUAUCAGAUAUUUCCACUUGCUAAACAAUUGACCCUUCCUAUGUCCCGCCCCUUUUUGUUCUCUGCUCCAAUAGCAUUUUGGAAAGCCUCAGUCAGAACCGUGGUCAUCUUCCUCCUGUCCUGUACUUAGAUAUGCUAUGUGCUAUGUUAAAGAGGCAAUCACAUUUUGAAGAUGGUUAAAAUAUAAAAGUGACAUAUAUAGUCAUAUCUUAAGUUUUCUAAUGAAACAUUUUGAUACAGAGCAAAAUGCUAGCUUACUACCAAGCUAAUCUACAUCAGUUGUUAGCUACGUAGUUACAUCUGAAAGCUACGUUUAGCCAAGAAAAGGAUCUUAUUAGCUAGCUAAUUUACAUCAGUUGUUAGUUAACUUAAGAUGUGACUAUAUGAUGUUUUUAUCUUUUAACCAUCUUUACAAUGUGGUUGUCUUUUCAACCUAGAUUAGCUUAGCAUGUAGCAUAUCUAAGUACAGGAAAGGGGGAAGUUGAGGAAGGGGCGGGACCUAGGCUUGGGGACUUUGGUCCAUGACAUUGUACAUAAAAAGAAAGGUCUUUAGGGACCAUGACUUUGGGGUUCUCAGAGGAUGAAAGAGUGUUUUGUGACUCUGACCGUUUCUUUAGCACCACCGUCACACCAAAAUGUCCACUUGUACAGAAGAAAUAUUAAAAUCAAUAACAAAAUCUACAA